Messenger RNA from Hyalella azteca, 648 nucleotides. Its product is annotated as C-type lectin domain family 4 member M. Lineage: Eukaryota; Metazoa; Arthropoda; Malacostraca; Amphipoda; Hyalellidae. The record is from RefSeq and is a predicted model, not a curated record.
AAUCUUCGGCAGCAACAAACGGCUACUGGUUAGGCGCAAACAGCUUGUCGGCGUCACGCGUCUGGCAGUGGAGCGACGGCUCGGCAGUACAAAUGGGCGCUCCUUAUUGGGCGGCUAACACUGUGAGUGUGGAGAGAGAACCCAGCAGCCUCUCCCCCUCAAAUGUGGAGGAGAACUGCGCUCUGAUCAGUCCUCAUCGUGGUUGGUCAGUGCACGAUUACCCUUGCGAAGAGGCGGGUGUGUAUCCUGUGUGCUCUAGGAUCCCUAUUCGCGGCUUGUGCGCACAUCCAUUCGUGCUCGUGGGUACGCAGUGCGUGCACGUGAUCCAGGCAGAACAUCACUGGGGCGCCGCACGCACCCAGUGUGGACAUAUCGGUGGAGAUUUGAUCAUUUUGAACGACUGUGAUCAGUACCGCAAGGUUAACCUUUACCUCACCAAGCAAGGUUACAGACCCAUUGGAUUUUGGAUCGGCGGCUCAGAUGUGGCGGUGCAGGGGCAAUGGCGCUGGAUUGACGGUUCACCGAUGUCCAUGGGACUCCCGUACUGGGGCAAUAGUGGUGAAGGUGAACCAGAACCCGACGAGCCCGGCGUAGAAAACUGCCUGGAGCUCAGUUCUGUGUGGAUGUAUCGCUUCUCCAACACUAUGU